Molecule: messenger RNA, 1821 nt
Organism: Chlorella variabilis
Lineage: Eukaryota; Viridiplantae; Chlorophyta; Trebouxiophyceae; Chlorellales; Chlorellaceae
Exons: 9
Coding region: 1-1821 (606 amino acids)
Biological process (GO): transmembrane transport
Cellular component (GO): membrane
Source: RefSeq, a predicted model, not a curated record
AUGGAGGCGGUGCUGGGCCUGCGCUGGCAGCAGUUGACGCCGCCACCCUACGACGCCGGUGGCCGGCGGCGGGCAGUGCUAUGCGAGGCAGGCGGGCCUCGGCUGGACGCUUUUGACCCAGACACAUAUGCAGAAGAUCCAGAAGACGAUGACGAUUACAGCUACGGCGGCUUUGGGGAGGCCGCCAGCAGCAUUGCGGGGGCGGCCGUUGCCGCUGCCAGUGGGCCCGCAAGCGGAAACCCUAGGAGCAGCAGCAGGAGCAGGAGCAGCAGGAGCAGCGGCGUCGUAACUGACCAGCAGAAGGAGGGCGGGCAGCAACAUACCACGGCACUGGGUCGCGGCUACAGCCUGAUGCUGCUGUUUGGCGCAGCACUGUCCCGCCUGUUGUCCCGCCUGCACACUGCGGUGCUGGCCACCGGCAGGGUGGCCUGGCAGCUGGGAGGAGAAGCGUUGCACGGCCUGCCCAAGGUUGCGGUACGAGCAAAGGACAAAGCAGCAGAGAGCUUAUCUCGCAGCGCGGCUGCUAAGAAGGUGGAGAAGUGGCAGAAGAAGCUGGAGGCGGUGCAGCAAGAGCUUCCAGAGGAUCUGUGGGGCAAGGUGAUGUGGGUUUGGGACCGGCCGGACGUGCAGAAGCUGCGCCUCACCAUCUCCAUGGCCAACUUCAGCAUCCGGCUGCCUGCACUGGUGGCCCUGGUGGCCACCCAGAUUGGCCUGCUGUCCACGUCGCUGUCCCUGCCCAUGCUGGCGCCGCUGCUGCUGGGUACCGGCAUGCUGCUGCGCUCCAUCCGCACCAACGCCUCCCUGGUCUUCCCGCGCAUCGGCCUGCUGGUCGUCCUGCUGUGGCUGCUGUGGUUUGCCAACUCGGUCAUCCAAAACACUGUGGCCUACCUGCGCAAACAGGGCGCCAUCGACCAGCGCAUGGCGGACAACAUCAACUCUGCCGCGGAGCUGACUGUGCUGGUGACGGCCGGCAUUAUACUGCUGUCCAUGCUGGGAGUCAACGUGUCCGCGCUGCUGCUGCCGGCGGGCGUGGCGGUGGCCAUCGCCGCCAAGGACCUCAGCCACAACUUCCUGGCAGGCUUCUUCCUUAUGGUGGUGCAGCCGUUCAGGCUGGGCGACCGCGUGGGAGUGACGCUGGCCGCGGGGUCGCCGGGCGGGUUUGGUGGCGGCGGCAGCUGGUUUGAGGGGGUGUGCGAGAAGGUGGACCUCAGGUACACUGCGCUGCGCCAGGGCAAGCGGCGGCUCAUGGUGCCCAACUCGGCUUUCCUGCAGCAGCCCUUCAUGAUUCUGGAGGACGUGCCGGCGGGCAGCGGGGGCGGCAUGGGCGCGCCGCCCGAGGCGGAGCCGCAGGGCGCCGUAGGGCCUGUGUCGGCGGUGGGCUACCAGCCAUUCAUCACCCACGACGGCCGGCACGUGUGGCAGGCGUAUGUGAAUGGCGCCCCGGUGCACCAGGAGCUGGCGCAUGAGGCGGUGCCGCCAGCUGCGUCGUCGCCCAGCGCAGCACCCGCGGCGCCUGCCCCUGCCGCUGCUGGUCGGCCGCCGCACGGGGCAGAUGCAGCACCGCAGCAGCAGCAGCAGCAGCAGCAGCCGUAUGCAGAAGCUCAGCAGCAGGCAGCGUCGCUGCCGUCACCGCAACAGCAGCAGCAGCAGGUGGGCAUGCCGCACUCGCAGCAGCCCCCGCUGCAGCACCAGCCCACCGCCCCAGGCAGCGUCUUCUACACAAUGGCACCGCCGCCAGGCAGCUACUCUGGCAUCGCGCCGCCGGGGGGCUACCACCUGUACCCUAGGAGCCACCCCUUGCCACCGCAGACCUUCUCGUAG